CUCGUACUAAUGACGUUGACGGUGUCCUCGUACUAAUACUUUUACACGUGAUUUUGCGCUGUAAUGUGAAAGACGAUUUUUAUGCGUAGGAAAUUUUUUAAUUAAAAAGUUUUUUCAAACUCCCCCCCGUAUUGAUACCAAAAUGCUGCAAGGAAAUAGUUUCAGGUCCAGCGACGCUAACUAACUAGCCGAGGUCUUAGCCGAGUUUAGCCGAGCUGAAACACUUAGUGGACUUGAAUUGACGUGUAACAUUGGAAAUUAAAAGCGGUUAUAAUGCUUUAUUCACUCUUAUUCCGAUUUGGCAAACCGUCAUACGGUGUACAGGUGUUAAAUCGCAUGAAUGCCACCUGUCAUCUAUCAUCUUUGCAUUUGCAUAACCCUGAUUUAAUUCGGUUAAAUAAAUCAAUCAGGGCGUCAUGGGCUUGUGUGCACCAUCAUAGUGUUUUACUUCAAAUGAGAAAUGUUCAUACUGGAGCUGACUGCAGAAAUAAAGCUCAAGAUCAACACAGGGAAAAGGAGAUGUCAGUCUCCACCAGUCUGCCAUCUUCAGGCCUCUCUGCUGCACAGAAGGUGAAGCAGGCUGGCAGAGACUUCACAUAUCUGAUCGUGGUGCUUGUUGGACUUGGAGUUACAGGAGGACUUCUGUAUGUCAUCUUCCAAGAACUCUUUUCGUCAUCAAGUCCCAGCAAAAUCUACGGCAAAGCCUUUAACAAAUGCAAGUCGCACCCAGAGGUAAUUGGAGCUUUCGGUGAGCCCAUUAAAGGCUAUGGAGAGACCACACGCCGUGGACGGAGACAGCAAGUAAGUCAUAUUGAAUACAUGAAGGAUGGACAGAAGCACAUGAGGCUGAAAUUCUACAUCGAGGGUUCAGAGCCUGGACUGCGUGGCAUUGUGCACUCUGAAUCACGAGAGAGUCAAGAAAGUGGAAAAUAUGAAUUCCGCUACAUAUUUGUGGAGGUGGACACGUAUCCCAGGAGGACCAUCGUGAUCGAGGACAAUAGAUAAGGAGGAGGAUUUGUGAAUAAGUGUGAAUUGAUUUCAGUUCAUCAACACAGCUGCUGUACUUGCAGCAUUGCCAGAGCAACUGAAAGAUAUUUUUUUAAUAAUGCUAAAAGUCUGAGGAAAGGAAUAUGAACAAUCAAAUAGUUUCUGAUUCAGAUUUUAAAAUAAAGCUGGUUGAGCUUUUUGGUGCUUUUUUGAUCUGAACAUGAUGUAUCUGAACAUAUGUAGGUGAUUCAAUUCAAUAAUGAAUAUGUUGACAUUUUUGGGAAACAGAUAUAACACACUUUUGGAAAAAAAAGUAUUGUAUAGCACUUAUAUGACCUUUUGGCAAUAAACUAUUGUGUGCAUAUGUC
This is a messenger RNA of Hemibagrus wyckioides, 1355 nucleotides long. It is a transcript of the gene timm21, whose product is annotated as translocase of inner mitochondrial membrane 21. The transcript has 6 exons. The record is from RefSeq and is a predicted model, not a curated record. The coding region runs from base 274 to 1005 and encodes 243 amino acids. Gene Ontology annotation, cellular component: TIM23 mitochondrial import inner membrane translocase complex. Lineage: Eukaryota; Metazoa; Chordata; Actinopteri; Siluriformes; Bagridae. Gene Ontology annotation, biological process: protein import into mitochondrial matrix.